Malassezia vespertilionis is the source of this 1869-nucleotide messenger RNA. It is a transcript of the gene EXO70, whose product is annotated as exocyst complex component exo70. Gene Ontology annotation, molecular function: phosphatidylinositol-4,5-bisphosphate binding. Gene Ontology annotation, biological process: exocytosis. The coding region runs from base 1 to 1869 and encodes 622 amino acids. The transcript is spliced from 5 exons. NCBI's taxonomy places the organism in Eukaryota, Fungi, Basidiomycota, Malasseziomycetes, Malasseziales, Malasseziaceae. The record is from RefSeq and is a predicted model, not a curated record. Gene Ontology annotation, cellular component: exocyst.
AUGAUGCAAAUGGGGCGCAUAGCAUCGUCCACACUGACCAAUGCGCAAGACAAUGAUUUGGCGCUGGCUGAAAUGGAGCUUUUAGAGCAAAAUCAAAAGCGUCUUGGAAACCUCACGAGCCGCAUGACUACGAUUCUUAAUGGUUUCGAUCGCCGCUUGGUGAAGCUAGAGAGCAGCAUUUUGCCCAUUCACCGCAGCACACAGCUGCUCAGCAAGAUCAAUUCGAACAUUGGUUUUACACAACAAGAACUAGGCCGGAGUUUGGGUCAUUACAAUGCCGUGGUAGAUGAAGAGGCAGCCAUUUUGCGCGGUCCAAAUGCGCGUGAUCCGUGGCCCUACUUGGAGACGAUCCAGCGCCUGAUCACAGAAGUAAAUGCAAAAAGUACUAAUCCCCGCAGCGCUCAAAUGCAAAGCAAGAUGGAGACACUGAUUGAUUUAGGCGCGCGCAACGUUGCCGAAUUGGUACGCGCGUAUACAACCGCAGAAUCGCGGCCUAUCGACUUGAAAAUGCAAUUAUCCCAAAACGUGCCGCUACCCAUCCUGUCGAAUGAGUGCAUCAUGUCGAUCAAAGCGCUUCUGCAAUUCCUUUCGACAGUUCCAGCCCAACAGAGUCAGGGCACGCCAUUCGAAAGCGCACUUGGCUUUUAUGCGAAUGUGCGAUCGGACCACAUUGCGCAGAGCAUUGCGCCCCUCGCAGACCAUGUUGUGAAAACAGCAGCAAAACUUCAGGACCCAACGGUGCAUGCGCCACGCGAAGUUUUUAUUCCCUACCGCAGGGGCCAAGCAGGACUGCAAGAGUGGCUGAAUGGAGUGCUCCAGUUAGUGCAAACGGAACACACUAUCUUGACCUCCUUAUUCGAUGGGUUGUCGUGGCAAACAUUUAUGUCGACGACGUUUACGAAUGUGGUGAGCCGAUUGCUUAAUACUAUGCAUACUAUGCUUCCUGCGCUAUUGCCGCGUUUGCGACACGAAUUGAACGCACAUCGUUUCUUGGUGUUGGACUUUCUUGGUGCUUGUACUGCAGUGUUGGGUCCCAAUUGUGAGCGUUGGACUGCCGUGCUCCAGCAGGGGAAGCAACUUUCUACAGAUCUUUACGACGCAUUUGCCAAUUCCUGCCAGCAUGCCUACCUCUUCUUCCCUGAAUUCCUCCGCGAUGUCAAGGUCAUUCCAAUUCAAAAAGAACACGAUUCGGUCAGUGUCGAUGUAAGCGAUAUCGCACGGCUUGGUAUAUAUUUCCUCUCGUCGAUGGGAGAAUAUGGCGAUGUUCUCGCGAGCUUGUUGCAAAACACGGGCCAAAAGAAUUGGGUAGAUGCUGACUCUGUGUCCAACAUAUCUGCAGGAGGUCUAUUUAACGAAUAUUUCCGGGAUCUGGUUGCUGCGAUUGUAACUGCCUUGGAGCGCUCUAUUAGCCCUGUACAACAGCCAACGAUCGCGGCCAUUUUCUUGCUAAACAACAUCUCUUACCUGCAAUUGGAAGUAAGUCAAUUGCGGUCAGUGCUCCCUGAUGGUGCUGUGAAUACCAGUGGGCAGUUGCUAUCGCAUUCGCUGCGCUCAGCAUGCACAAGUUACUUGGAAUCUUGGAACAAUGUAAUCGCAGCAUUGACGGACGAAGCACCCGGCCUAACAAGCACUGCGACCGAUCCGAUGAGUAAUUUCUUUGAAGCACUUGCCGAAAAAGACCGAAUCCACAGGACACAUCCGCUGGCCCGUGGUAAUCGUGGACUCUCCGACACGCUACGGAACGAAGUCGUACGGCUUGUUACGCCGAUCUACUCGACGCACUUGUCGAAACAAAGAGUCGAUGCGACGGGUAAAGGAAGACAGUCUGAAAAGGACGUUGAAUCCAUGAUUGCAGAGAUUUUCCUGUAG